This is a messenger RNA of Macadamia integrifolia, 1832 nucleotides long. RefSeq names its product 7-deoxyloganetin glucosyltransferase-like. The record is from RefSeq and is a predicted model, not a curated record. Gene Ontology annotation, molecular function: UDP-glycosyltransferase activity. The coding region runs from base 50 to 1501 and encodes 483 amino acids. Lineage: Eukaryota; Viridiplantae; Streptophyta; Magnoliopsida; Proteales; Proteaceae. The transcript has 2 exons.
GAGAGAGAGAGAGAGAGAGAGAGAGGUUUCUGUUCCAAAAGGGGAGAGAAUGGAUUCUGUUAUAGUGGAGGAGAAGAAGUUUCAUGCGGUUUGCAUACCCGCCCCAGCCCAGGGCCACAUAAACCCCAUGCUUAAGGUAGCAAAGCUUCUCCACCACAGAGGCUUCCACAUCACCUUCGUCAACACUGAAUUCAUCUACAAACGCAUACUCAAGUCAAGAGGCCCUGAUUCUGUCAAGGGCUUACCUGACUUCCAAUUUGAGACUAUCCCGGACGGUCUCCCACCUUCUGAUAUAGAUGCCAACCAAGAUGUCCCAGCCCUCUUUCAGUCUACAAGCACCACUUGCUUAGUUCCCUUCCGCAAGCUUCUCUCCAAACUCAACACCACUGCCGACAUCCCUCCAGUGAGUUGCAUAGUCUCUGAUGGUAUCAUGAGCUUCACCCUCGAAGCUGCUGAGGUAAUUGGAGUCCCUGAAGUAUUGUUCUGGCCGACCAGCGCCUGUAGCUUCUUAGGCUGCAUGCACUAUCCCCAUCUCAUGGAAAGAGGCCUUACUCCGCUCAAAGAUUCAAGCUACUUGAUAAAUGGGUAUUUAGACACCCCCAUUGAUUGGAUCCCAGGAAUGAAAGAUAUCCGUUUGAGAGAUAUUACUAGUUUCGUUCGAACCACGGAUCCAAACGAUAUCAUGCUCAACUUCAUCAAAGAUGAAGCGGUCAGAGCUAAAAAAGCUGCGGCGGUCAUAUUAAAUACCUUCGAUGCCCUAGAGCAUAACGCCUUGAAAGCACUCUCUGUAAUGUUGCCGCGCGUUUACAGCAUUGGUCCUCUUCAAUUGCUGCUGAACCAGAUUCAAGACGACGGUUCAAAGUCAAUCGGGUUCAUGAAUUUGUGGAGAGAAGAACCGGAGUGUCUUAAUUGGCUCAAUUUAAAAGAACCCGGUUCGGUGCUUUAUGUGAACUUCGGGAGCGUCACGGUUAUAACACCUCAGCAACUGGUAGAGUUCGCAUGGGGGCUCGCUAAUAGCGAGCAGAACUUUUUGUGGAUCAUAAGACCUGGCCUAGUGGAGGGAGACUCGGCGGUGUUGCCGUCCGAGUUUGUGACUCGAACCAAAGAGAGAGGCAUUCUGGCGAGUUGGUGUCCACAGGAGGAAGUGCUCAACCACCCAGCCGUGGGUUGUUUCUUGACGCACAGUGGUUGGAACUCCACACUUGAGAGCAUAUGCGGUGGGGUGCCCGUGUUGUGUUGGCCGUUCUUCGCCGAUCAACUGACGAUCUGCCGGUAUUCGUGCGUUCAUUGGGGGAUCGGCGACGAGAUCAACAAUGACGUGAAGCGGGAAGACGUUGAGGUGAAUGUGAGGGAAAUGAUGGUGGGAGAAAGGGGAAAGGUGAUGAAGAUGAAAGCCAUGGAAUGGAAGAAGAGAGCAGAGGAGGCCAUUGCCCCUGGUGGGUCAUCCAACGUCCAUUUUGAUGAGGUGGUAAAUCAAGUGCUUCUGGCCACUCGCAACUAAACAGGAAUUCGGAUCAAGUUCACAUAUGAGAACAAUCCAUUACUGUUCUGAAAGAACUUUGAACAUAUCAAAAUGGCACACGCUUCUCAAUUCCCCUGAGUCCACCGCCUAUGGUAGUCUUUUUCAUACACCACACGCAAUUCUUGGAAUUCCACAGAUCCAUUCUCCUAAUCAAAUGAGACGGCUAAGCUUUGGUUGUUUUCAACUCUUUGUUGAUUAGUUUUCAGUUGAAACUUUAGGUGUUGAUUACAUAUUGCCUUUUACCAAAAAGAAGAUUACGUAUAGUUUUAGAAUCUUGUUCAAAUGAUAAUGGCGUCUCAUCGUUUACAAG